Molecule: messenger RNA, 294 nt
Organism: Paramecium octaurelia
Lineage: Eukaryota; Ciliophora; Oligohymenophorea; Peniculida; Parameciidae
Source: the annotation of a GenBank genome assembly
AUGGACAAGUAUUGCAAAACCCAUUAAAACAUAAUGGUUAAAUUGAAUCGCAUUUCGAUCUACACCCUGAAUAUUUAACAUAGUAUAGAUCUGAUGGACAUGGAGGACAAAUAUUAUUAGUUGGUGUUCCAAAGUAACAUUAGGUACAUUAAUUUUCUUUAGGCCCUGUACAAAGACGACAUGAAGGAUAACACACAAUUUCCUAAGUCAUUUAAUAAAUGUUUCGAAUUGAAACCGAGCCACUCUCAUUCGUAUUAGAAAUUCCAAAUUAAAAGUCUCCUUGAACAGCAUAAG